Drosophila ficusphila is the source of this 1341-nucleotide messenger RNA. Its product is annotated as ketohexokinase. Gene Ontology annotation, biological process: fructose metabolic process. Gene Ontology annotation, molecular function: ketohexokinase activity. The record is from RefSeq and is a predicted model, not a curated record. The transcript has a single exon. Bases 114 to 1256 code for a protein of 380 amino acids. Lineage: Eukaryota; Metazoa; Arthropoda; Insecta; Diptera; Drosophilidae.
GCCAUGUGUCAAACUUUUCGGAACUGUGAACCAAAUUAUGGCAAACGAGAACUAAGACAGGGAUCGUAGAUUGAGGAUUUUAAUUACUUAGUACUUAGCAAUCACCACCUAAAAUGACGCAAUGGUGUGCGAUCAGUGUGAUGAAGGCCGUGCUCUGCGUCGGCUGCACGGAAGUGGACUACGUGACGAGCAUCGAGAAGUUGGACUUCCAAAAGGACCGAGCCCGCGCCCAAAACGGGUAUCUUCAGCGCAGCGGAAGAUCCUCGAAUGUGAGCACUGCCCUGCGGCUCCUGGGGGCCAAUGUCGAGCUGUUCGGCGUGCUGAGCCGCAAUCCCACCUACCGCAUGAUCCUGGACGAUCUGGAGAAGCGGGGCAUCGACAUCAGCCACUGCACCUUCACCGACGAGAGUCCGCCGUUCUCGACGAUCAUCCAGGAGCGUUGGACGCGUCGCAUCACGGUCUUCUACUGCGACAAGCCCUUUCCGUAUGUGACGGCCGAUGAUUUCCGGAAACUGGACCUCGACCAGUACGGUUGGGUGAACUUCGAGGCGCGAUCUCCGCGGGAAACCUGCGACAUGAUCCGCCUGAUCCAGGAUCACAACAACGGACGCGAGGAAGCGGAUCGCAUUGUGGUCUCGCUGCAGAUCUUCAAUGCCUUCGCAACGGUUGUCGAUCUGAUCGGAAUGUGUGACUAUGUUUUUGUGACCAAGUACAUAUCGGAGACCAGAGGCUGGAAGACGCCGCAGGAAGCCUGCGUGGGUAUAAAUGAGCUCCUGCGAAUGCCGAGGGAUAUCAAAAUCCGGAGGCCCUGUGUAAUUGUUCCUUGGAGCAGCUUGGGAGCAGGAUGCAUGACCACCGAUGGCCACUACUUCGAGCUGCCGCCCUACAAGCCCAAGAAGAUCGUGGAUCGGGUUGGCGAUAGUGACUGCUUCACGGCCGGCUUCAUCUACGCCGCCUUUGUGCGAAAAAGGCUUCUGGCCGAGGCCGUGGACUUCGCAAAUGCCGUGGCCAGCUUUAAGUUGGCCUUCGUGGGAUUCGAUUGCCUGGGGACCCUGAAGAUCGACUCGGUCAAGCUGCCCGAACUAACGCAGGGCAAAAGUCAGGACUCCGACGACGACGAGGAAAAUGAUCAGCAGAACGCCUGCCGGAAGUAUCUGCUCCGUCCGGCCGAGUUCCUGGAGGUCGACAGUGCCUCCAUCGCCACCGUGGAGCAGCCGGCGGUCGGAGAUCUCGUGGAGCGGCCAUCAACCAGCUAGGGAUGUCGGAAGUGUGCCAUGUAUCGUCUAGUGAAAAUCUUUUAAAUCUGAAAAAAAUUAAUAUUUAUAAUUUGUCUAAAUAUUA